AUGCUCAGUAAAAAGCCUUUCCAAAGUUCCAGGGAAUCAGUUGCAGUUUCACAAGGUGUGCUAUCGUCAUCCCAGGAUGAUACUGCACAAGAACUAACAGACGCCGAGGUGGCGCGACUGAUGCGGCAGCACCUUAACAUUCUCUCGACAAAUCAGGGCGCAUCCGAAGCUGAAGUGGUCAAAGCAGCGAAGACUUUGCAAAUGCGUUUUCUGCCACCCCUAGCAGGUUCUCUUCAACUUCCAAAGACAGAAGACCAAGGCAAAGAGACACUGCAACAUGGAGGGUUGGAAGGGAACAAGGGAGUCCCCAAAAUGCAAGCUGAUUGUGAAGGGGAUUCCGCUGCACGCCUUUCUGCAAAGGAUAUGACACUAGGAUCUUCGGAGGCCGCUUGCAUUUGGCUCAGAGAUAGUCGUCUUGAUUGCCUUGGCUCCGUGGGUGGGAGCCCAGCAAGCGACGUCGAGCAUGGCAUGACAGGGUUGCAGCUCUCGCAGAGUCAAGAUCCCCAUGCAGUGGAGGUGGGCGAAACUGCUGCCAAUUUUCAACAGGCGUCAGUGGAUGUCACAACGAUUCUCCAGUGUGAUAUGAAUCAUACGUUAGCCCGUGAGGACAGUGAGCAGCCCAGAAAGAAGGUAUGCCUGGAGUUGCAUGGCCUGUCCACCUGA
Molecule: messenger RNA, 663 nt
Organism: Eimeria necatrix
Lineage: Eukaryota; Apicomplexa; Conoidasida; Eucoccidiorida; Eimeriidae
Exons: 1
Coding region: 1-663 (220 amino acids)
Source: RefSeq, a predicted model, not a curated record